CCGACAAAUGUAAACCGGAUUAUGGUUUUUCGAAAAAAAAAAUCAAGAGAGAAAAUCAGGCCAAUGUUAUUGAUUGAGAGGUGGAAGAAAAAAAAAAAGAUGCAGUUAAUGUAAAAAAUGUAGCAUAGGAAAUUAAAUUUAUUUGAGUUAUUAAAUUGAUUGAUUGGUUAAUUUAUAAUACCGGAUAGGAAUUGUAAACGAGUUGCAUCACGUAUUGUUGUUGAUUUAAUGAUUCUUCAAGUUCUACCCCUUCACUUGGAUAUCAAGUGGAUAUUACAAUUAUUAACACAAAAAAAAUUCACUGAUUGACAAGUUUAUUUGUUGUUAAUUUUAUUAUGUUUUAUUGUUAUUGAUACACCUUUUUUUUAUUUAAAAAUAAAUUGUAAAUUGAUCCUUGACAAGUUGGUGGUGUUAAUAAUAUGCAAAAUCAAUACUGCUAAGGUUCGAAUGUUUGUGAUUUUAUUUUGCUAGUUUUGUGAUAGACACACAAGCAAUGAGGCUUGUUUGGGGUCGAGGUUUAUUAUCAGACAAUAUUAACAUUGAAAAAUGGAAUAAUAAUAUUGAUAGUAUUAUUAUUAUGUUGAUAAAAUAGUUGCAACUUGUUGUUGUUAAUUGUUUUUAAAAAAUACAACAACAAAUUAAAAUAAUGUCACGACGAAGAGUCAGUAGUACAAAAAUAUCAAAAAGAUUGAGCUUUUUUGGUCUUGUUGUAGUGGCCUCAAUAUGUAUAUUUUUUUUAGUAUUUAAUCAACGAACAAGUAAUUACAUUGAACACCGUUUUCAGUCACCAGUUCAGAUAUAUAGAAAUAAUUUGACUCAAAUGGAGAUUCAUGAAGUUAUAGAGAUGCAAAAAAAAAUUUUAGAAAGAGAGCUAGAAGACUAUAAUUAUCCACUUGAUAAAACUGGUCUCAAUGUCAGUAGUUUUGAUGAUCUCAUGAUGGAAAAAGGAGGACGACCAAUGAGAAGUAUAAUCCUGGCAACUUGGAGAAGUGGUAGUACAUUUCUUGGUGAUGUUUUACAAGCACAUCCAGCAAAUUUUUAUCAUUAUGAGCCACUACUUGACUUUGGUAUAACACAAGUAAGAGGAUCACCAAUGAGUCAUCGAGCAAUUAAAAAUAUUAAUGCACUUUUUAAUUGUCAAUAUCAUAAACUUGAAAGCUAUCUUUAUUUUGGAAGAACUCAUCCAUGGGUGUUCAAUCAUAAUACUCAAUUAUGGCGACAAUGUCAAAGUCAUAAAAGAAUAUGCUGGAAUUCAGAUUUUGUUACAAAAUUUUGUCGUUUAUUUCCAUUUCAAUCGAUGAAGCUAGUUCGAUUAAGACUUAAAGUAGCUGAAUUUUUACUAAAACAAAAAAAACUUGGUGUACGAAUGGUUUUAUUGGUGAGAGAUCCAAGGGGUUUAUUGCAAUCAAGAAAGCACAGAGACUGGUGUCCAAAAAGUCCAGACUGUUCAGAACCAGCAAGAGUAUGUGCUGAUCUUGUAUCAGAUUAUGAGGCAGCUGUUAAUUAUAAAAAAAAAUAUCCAAAUAAUUUUAUGGUUGUGAGAUAUGAAGAUUUUUCACUUGAUCCAUAUACAAAUACUGAAAAUUUGUACAAAUUUUAUGGCCUAGAUUUACAUAAAAAAGUAAAAUACUUUUUAGAUACUCAUACUAGUCGUGAUUUUGGUGGUGUAUCAAGUACAUUUAGAAAUUCAAAGACAGCACCAUUUCAUUGGCGUAAUGAUUUAGCAUUUGAGGAAGUUGAAGAAAUACAAAGUGUUUGUUCAAAUGCAAUGAGACUGUGGGGCUAUCAACUUGCUCUAAACCAUACACAUCAAAAAGAAUUUCAUCCACUGAUGGAUUAUCAACUAGAGUUGUGAUUAAUUAUAAUAAUCUAUUUAUUUCACCAAAAAAGUAAUCAAGCAAGCUAGUACAUCAACGCACACAUACUGCUGCUACAAGACAAUUUUAUUCCAUUUUUUUAAAAUAUAUAUUAACAAAUGUAGAUGUGCCCAAGUGCCUGGUCAAUUGACCCUUCAAACAUACCACCAAAUCAUCGAAUGUACAUCACAAAAAAUAUCAACUAAAAAUGCAAUUAUCAACUAUUGUUCAAUUAAAUAUUUAUCAGAGAUAUUGGGAUAAUAAUUAUCAAGACAAAUUUAUCAAUUUUGUUUAAAGAAAUAAUUUUUAUUUGUUUAUAUAUGACCAACGUCAUCAAUCUGAAAUUACAGAGAAAAAAAACACGUUUAUUUUAUAUUUUUCGCUAUUUUUUUUAUUAAUUUAUUUGAAUAAUUAUUUAUUUAAUCAGUUAUAAGAGUGAUAUCAUAAUUAUUCAUCGCGUAUAUUAUUGAAGCAUCAUUUAAUAUUUUAUUGUCACUAUUUUUUAAUUAUUAAAUGAAACUUACGGGAAUUGAAGAUGAUGGAAUUGAUGACUGCAUUGUUGUUCUAGUUAUUUUGGUCAAGUCUGAAACAAAUAUAUCAAUCUUAUUAGAAUAUUUUAAUAUUAAAUAACUGUGAUUAUGUUGUUUUAUUGUAUUAACUCAGUGAGGGCAAGAACUAAUCAUGUAGUUUUUCUAUCAUUAUAGCGUAUAUGUUUAGAUCAUCAUGUAUAAAUUAUUUAUUUAAUAAUUAAAUUGUUUAGUUAAUUUGUUAUUUAGAAAAUUUUAUACCUUUUUUGUUGUGAAAAAAUCCAAAAUGUUUGAUGAGAAAAUUUGGAGUGUUUGAUACCAAAUUGUCACCUGGAAACAAAAAAUUAAAAUAUUAUUAGAUUAAUAAUCAAAGUAUUAUUUAUUGUGAUCAUAAUAUUAAGAAUUAUUUGUAAUUAUUCAGACAAAAAUUAACUUCAAUAUGAACUAAAGACUCAAGCGAGUCUUAAGUCAAAAAUUCAGAGAUAUGCUUGUUAAAAAUUUAAUCAUCACGUAAAAUUACAAAAUUAACUACAAAAAUGUAAAUGUUUUAAAUGAGAUUUUUACCUUGAAAAUAGUAUGCUGAUGAUGUUGAAUGAGCAUCAAGACUGCAUGUGUUAAUUAUAUCCUUCAAGACAUCUGUAAAAUAAAUUAAAUUUUAUAAUUAAAAAACUGCUUUAUACAAAAAUAUAUAUUUUUAGUUAAUAAUUUUAACUUCAGGUACCAAAGAUAUCACCAUGAUUUUUGUAAGACAGGGAUAACUGUUAAAAUAGAUUGUUCAUCAUUUAAAAAUAAUAAAUAUUGAAAUUUAUGGCAA
Messenger RNA from Aphidius gifuensis, 3197 nucleotides. Its product is annotated as carbohydrate sulfotransferase 5-like. Gene Ontology annotation, biological process: N-acetylglucosamine metabolic process; sulfur compound metabolic process. Bases 647 to 1855 code for a protein of 402 amino acids. Gene Ontology annotation, molecular function: N-acetylglucosamine 6-O-sulfotransferase activity. The transcript has 8 exons. The record is from RefSeq and is a predicted model, not a curated record. Lineage: Eukaryota; Metazoa; Arthropoda; Insecta; Hymenoptera; Braconidae.